This is a messenger RNA of Porites lobata, 1220 nucleotides long. The record is from the annotation of a GenBank genome assembly. Lineage: Eukaryota; Metazoa; Cnidaria; Anthozoa; Scleractinia; Poritidae.
AGCAGCAUCGUGGGCACGCAGAUCACGAACUUCUUGCGAGACCUGCCCUAUAAAGACCAACCCAUCCGGUGGGAACCGGAACACGUGCAGUAUCACCGGGUGCGUGGAGACACGCUGGAGAUUCUGGAAGUGGAAGUGGCCGAGACGAACGGUCAGUUGAUGACCUUGAACCCGGCGGGUGAGACGCAAGUGACGUUGCAUUUCCAGGCAUGAAUCGCAUCGUGUUGGUCAGUGAUCCGACCAAAGAGUUUCCCAGCAACACCCCCAGUUCGUUCAAAGUGCGCCUGCCCGUGCCGUUGGCCUUGAGUGGGGGAGGAUGGAAGGUGGGGCUGGCGGUCAUCUCCACCCCGGACGCGGCCUUGGAGUUUUCGAGACUCACGACGGCCGUCAACCCACGCGUGCUCAAGGUGGGCUGCAAGUUGGCGACCAGUUUGACGGACGUGGCCCCGAUCCACCACCGGACCACCAUGCAGAUCAAGGAUAUCUUGCACGAUCCCGGCGUGGUGGAUGGGGUGAGUCUGAUGAAAGUCAUCAUACGAAAAUCGCAGUUUUACGAGAUGAAAGAAGCGCAAGCCAAGAGUAAACGGCUCUACGACCGGUUUCGGGUCACGUACGAAUGGGACGGCGAGGACCUGCGCAUGCUGGCCAAGGACUUGAACGAUGUCGCGUUGACGACCGGCAUGGCGUUCGUGGAAUGGCACGUGCACGUGAGCAUGGCCAAGUUGAUGGGGUGGUUGGUGGAGACGAAAAAGGACACGUACGCCUUGGGACCCAAUCUCCAUUACGAACUCAUUUACAAGACGCAGCAGACGGGGAAUUAUUACAAAGACGUCAAGAACACGGAACUGGACAACCACGAUCUGUGGAAAAUAGAAGGGGGUCUCUUGCAGUUGAGUCAGUGCCUCAAUUGGCGCUUCACCAACUUGAACGUCGCGUUCCGAGAGGUGGUGGAGGAACCCUCGCGCACCUUUCUGGUCUACUCGGACCUGGUGGACAGCAAUAUCGUCGGCGGUCAACAACAUGCGCUGGUGCGCGAAGUGGAGUACCGGCGCCAAGGCCAGGGCGUGGCCUACUUUGAACCCUUGCACAUUCAGUGGUUACCGUGUCGGCGCGAGUACAUGGACCUGGUGGAGGUGGAAAUCGCCGAGAGUGACGGAGGGUUGGUCCAGUUCGGCACGGGACGCACCCUGAUCACCUUUGUGUUCCAACGAGACGUAUAA